ACGGUUAGGCAGGCAACACGCACUCUUCAUUGCCUUCCCCCUAUAUAUACUGCUCUCUUUUCUUGCAGGAAUCCCACCUUCCUCUCUCUACCUUCUCUUCUCUCUACCUUCGGUGCAUUUCGUUUCUCACUCUACUUUCUCUCACUAUAUCGAAUCUGUAUUGUAUGGCCGCCAAUUCGCAGUGCAGGGGACUCGUCGGCAUCGGUAAGCGAUUCGUCAACCAGAUCCGAGCCGGGACCUCUCCCGAUCCAAUUCACUCUCCCUUCCUUGCUCUCAGAAGGGCUGUCCACGUUUCGGUGUACGACAAGAACUUUGACGAUCAGGUCCGGCCUUCAAUAGUACCGGACGAUGUGAUUCAGCCUGGAUCCGACAAGUACUGGUCUCCGCACCCGCAAACCGGGGUAUUUGGCCCAGCAGCUGAGCACAGCCAAGUCGCGGGCGGGGAACGCAGCUUCCACUUGUCUGCUGCUGCGAAUGGUGGCGAGGACUCGGUGUUGGAGCAGAAGGCCUUCUUCCGACCCCUCGAGGAUUUGGAGAAGCCUAUUGAGCUGUGAUACUAAGGGAAGAUAUAGACCGUCCUCUAAUAUAAAUAGGAAUAAAAGGCGGUUAAUCGAGUCGAAACAACGAACUGGUUUUAUGUUCAUAGACUAGCUAGUAAGUUUGGCACUGGCGAAGGCGUGAUAUUUUCAGUGUUAUGUGUGUAUGGAGGUGUGGUGUGUUAGAUACUGUGGUUUGCUUCUCUAUGAAAAGACACUGUUACAUCUA
Molecule: messenger RNA, 765 nt
Organism: Rhododendron vialii
Lineage: Eukaryota; Viridiplantae; Streptophyta; Magnoliopsida; Ericales; Ericaceae
Product: late embryogenesis abundant protein At5g17165-like
Exons: 2
Coding region: 165-554 (129 amino acids)
Source: RefSeq, a predicted model, not a curated record